CUGGAAUCACCAGUUUUAAAUCAGCCUUCAGAUAGUUCGAGAGAUGAACUUCAAAACACAAAAUCGAACUGGGCAGACCUAUCUCAUGACAUUGACGUAAACUACCUACCUAACGCUCCUCGGAUCACCAAUAAAGAGAGAGGCGACAUAGAUAAUUUGUUUCGUGAUAAAAAUAUCUCUUUAAACAAAACUGAGCUAAACAACCAUCGAACUUCAGAAUCAUACGGCCCAGUUUCCCUUGAAGCUGAAAAUGCAUUCUACGGUGGUAAUGCAAGAGAAGAUAAUGAUUCUAACAGUAAAUAUAAACGUGAAAUAAUAAAUAGUGUUGUGAAAGAAACCAAGGGACAAGAUUUGGAGCAGUUUGAAGAAACCAACUUGGGAAGCGAUAAAGUGUUGGGUCCGUUCGAUGAUAAAAUCGAUGAAGGGGGAACGAGGAAUGAUGAUGAUCCAACUGUGCAAAGAAGUGAACGACAAGCUGGCCAGAAGCUGCAGGAGUUUAUCACGGUCAAGGCAGAUCCUGUACCAAUUGUAAUUGAAGGGUUAAGAAUAGAGGAUUUGGAGAAGGAACCGAAGAUAAUCGAGGAUGGAAUACCAAGUGUUCUGGCUGAUACAAAAGUAACUUUACGGAUUUUCGGCCAAGGUCUGACGCCGAGGACUGUGAUAGCCUUUACACACGACCAUAUUGAGUACGGACAACCUUGCAAGUUUUUGCUCAAAGGAGAGUACAUGGUGAAAGAAGGUUCAUUGAAAUCAAAUACAGCACUGUUUGAAAUCAUAGCUCCGUCACCGAUAACGGGUUCCAAAAUGUACAUAUGCGCAAAGAACUUGAAAUUCGGCGUCACAGACCCAGACAAAGACGAAGAAAAGUAUAUACACCAGGGAAUUGAAAGUUGGAGGGUUUUCGCGACACACAACAAACUCCUCCCCCUCUGGGUCUCCUUUAUUCUGAUCCUGGUAUGUCUAAUGUUCUCCGCUCUCUUAUCCGGUCUAAAUUUAGGUCUAAUGUCGUUAGACAGGACCGAGCUAAAGAUAAUUUCGAACACGGGAACAGAGCAGGAGAGGAAGUACGCGCGUGCUAUAAUGCCGGUGCGCGAUCACGGGAACCACCUCUUGUGCAGUAUUUUACUUGGCAACGUGGCUGUGAAUUCGACAUUUACGAUAUUAUUGGACGAUUUGACAUCCGGAUUGUUCGCCGUUAUAUUCUCGACGCUCGCUAUCGUACUGCUGGGCGAGAUCACGCCGCAGGCGAUUUGCUCUCGACACGGACUGAUGGUAGGGGCGAGGAGUAUCAUGAUUACUAAGGCGGUAAUGGCCUUAACCGCUCCACUGGCCUUCCCGGUCAGCAAGCUCCUGGACUACUUCCUGGGCGAGGAAAUCGGCAGCGUGUACAACCGGGAGAGGCUCAAGGAACUUGUUAAGGUGACGACAGACAUAAACGACCUGGACAAGGACGAGGUGAACAUAAUCUCCGGUGCGCUAGAGCUCCGCAAGAAGACCGUGUCGGACGUGAUGACGAAGCUGGAGGAUGCGUUCAUGCUGCCCAUCACCAGUGUUCUCGACUUCGAGACCAUGUCGGAGAUCAUCAAAUCAGGUUACUCCCGCAUACCGGUAUACGAGGGCAGCCGCGGCAACAUCGUGACAGUGCUCUUCAUCAAGGACCUGGCCUUCGUGGACCCUGACGACAACACGCCGCUGAAGACGCUGUGCCAGUACUACCAGAACCCGUGCAACUUCGUCUUCGAUGACGUCACGCUGGACGUCAUGUUCAAACAGUUCAAGGAAGGACACAAAGGUCACAUGGCGUUUGUACAUCGCAUCAAUAACGAAGGGGAAGGCGAUCCGUUCUAUGAAACGAUAGGCCUGGUCACCCUGGAGGAUGUCAUAGAAGAGAUGAUCCAGGCGGAAAUCGUCGAUGAAACUGAUGUAUUCAUGGACAACCGUACGAAAAGGCGCAGGAACCGUCCGCAAAAUAAGUUGCAGGACUUCGCCGCUUUCGCUGAACGCCACGAGAACCAACGCAUACACAUAUCACCACAGCUCACGCUAGCCACCUUCCAAUUUUUAAGUACCAGCGUGGACGCGUUCCGGCCGGACGCCGUUUCGGAGACGGUGCUCCGGCGGCUUCUGAAGCAGGACGUGAUCCAGCACAUCAAGGUCAAGAACAAGAGCAAACGGGACCCCGUCACUUACGUCUAUCAGCAGGGCAACCCAGUGGACUACUUCGUGCUGAUACUCGAAGGUCGCGUAGAAGUGACGGUGGGUCGCGAGAACCUCGUCUUCGAAGCUGGACCCUUCACGUACUUUGGGGUGCAGGCGUUGACCCAGAACAUUGGCAUGGCCGAGUCCCCGACGCCAUCAACGAUGGGCUCCCUCCAGAACAUCAAUAUGGACUCCAUACUGCGUCACACUUUCGUACCAGAUUACUCGGUGCGGGCGAUCACGGAGCUCUAUUAUCUCACCGUUAAACGCUCGUUGUACUUGGCGGCGAAACGAGCCACUCUAAUGGAGAAAGGAGCCCUAUCAAAGGGAGCAACGAACGAACAGUUUGACACGGAAGUCGAUAAGCUGCUGCAGUCCGUGGACGAAGACAUCAGUAUAAGCGGUGAACACAAAACUCCGUCGCGACAGGUAUCACCUAACCCCAUACUGGUAUCGGCGUCACCGCACACUCGGGCCUCAUUUGCUUCCCCCGAGCUGAGGAAUGGGGAUGUGUUCGCGAGGCAAGACGAACAAGAGAAACUUCUCAAAUGA
This is a messenger RNA of Parnassius mnemosyne (clouded apollo), 2751 nucleotides long. The record is from the annotation of a GenBank genome assembly. Lineage: Eukaryota; Metazoa; Arthropoda; Insecta; Lepidoptera; Papilionidae.